Messenger RNA from Owenia fusiformis, 1341 nucleotides. NCBI's taxonomy places the organism in Eukaryota, Metazoa, Annelida, Polychaeta, Sabellida, Oweniidae. The record is from the annotation of a GenBank genome assembly.
UUUACUGUGAUUUUAUUCCAAGGUUUAUUGCAUCUAGCGGUACAUGCUUUUCAAACUUUAGUUACUGAUAGAUGUCACUUCAUGCUUUCAACGGAGCUCAAUAAAUAAUGACGUCACAUGUAAACUGAGAAGAUGAAUAAAAUAGAAAUCGAAAUCGCAGAAAAUUCUUGGAUAUUUAUUUAGGAUUACGCGUGUUUUACGCAGAUUUUCUCCUUCAAACAUGGCACAGCAGGAGAAGAUGCAUAUGCUCACAGAUUAUGUGUAUAAGAAUAUACUUGAAGGAGUCAACCCAAAGUUACGACAGCUUUUGGUGACAGGACGGGCGUAUCAGAAAGCAUUACAUGGCGUGUCAAGUGCUGCUAAAGCCUAUAUUGACUCUAUGACGAGUCUAGCCAGUGUGUCAAAGCAGUCCAAGGGAGCUACCAGUGAUAUUGGAGCUGCCUUACUACAGAUUGCUGAGGUCCAAAGAGAGAUUAACACACAGUCGCUUGAUAUGAUCAAGUCAUUCCAUGCAGAAUUACUAAUUCCAUUAGAGAGCAAACAAGACAGUGAAUUGAAACAAAUAAAUUUGCAGUACAAGAAGUACUUACAAGGGAGAAAGAUAUUCUGCAGUCCAUAUGAAAAAGCUCAAUCAAAUUUGAAAAAAUACAGAAAGAAAAUUGCAAAGACCAAGAUGGGGUUUGAUCCCAAAGAAAUGCAGUUACUUAGAACUAGCAAUGAAUACCAGGCUAAGUUGGAAGAGUAUCAAAGGUCAAGUCUGAGACAGGCUCUAUUAGAGGACCAUUCAAGACACUGUUUCUUGCUGGACAAGUUGUGUGUCAUGGUGCGAAACUAUGCCUCUUACCAUAAUAAGGCUCAUGAAUUGUUAACCCAUAGACUGCCAGAGUGGGGAGAACUAUGUAAGCAGCCAAAUGUUCUCCCUGAAGGCACAGAAGCUCUGCUACGAGAAUAUGCAGGAAGUCAUCAUCACUCUAACUCAGAAUCUGUUUACGAUAUGCCAGCAUCUAAUCAACAACAGCAACAACAACAGGAUGUGUACCACACCCACAAUGCAACUUACCCCCACAAUGCACCACAUACAAUGGAGGAAGAUCCCUAUGGGCAUCACCAACAACAACGCAGCAGCCAGUCCAUGCCCCGGACCAUCACCGUGCCACCCCCACCCCCCUCUGGCCGCCCACAGGCUAGGGCACUCUACACACACGUGGGGACAGGGGAUAAUCAGUUGAGUUUCACCGAGGGGGAUAUUGUCACGCUAAUUGGUGAUAAGAAAGAUGGAUGGCAGUAUGGCGAGAAUACUCGGACAGGAAGGUAUGGCUGGUUCCCCAUAUCCUUUACUGA